This is a messenger RNA of Penicillium malachiteum, 1275 nucleotides long. Its product is annotated as tetratricopeptide repeat protein. The transcript is spliced from 2 exons. NCBI's taxonomy places the organism in Eukaryota, Fungi, Ascomycota, Eurotiomycetes, Eurotiales, Aspergillaceae. Gene Ontology annotation, molecular function: protein binding. The coding region runs from base 1 to 1275 and encodes 424 amino acids. The record is from RefSeq and is a predicted model, not a curated record.
AUGAGUAGGUGGCUCAAGAAUGGUUCUAUUGCUGCAAAUUUGAAUGAGGAUGAGAAGACAUGGCUUGAACAGUUAUUUGAAAAAGCCGAAGGCCACCAGUUCUAUACACUGGUUAGACCUGCCGCCCGUCGCAUGGCGGAGUACUGUUUCAAGGAGGAGUCAAACGUGGAAGUGACCAUGUCUGCAUUCAGCUAUUUGAAGUAUUACUGGUACAAGAUUGGGACUCUGGAUAAGGUCCAAAGUCAAGACACCUCGCCGACUAUCAUUUCUUCAGUUGAGGAGCUUUGUAAAUCGGACAAUCUCGCUUCUAACCCAGAUGCUAUUUGGGAGACUCAAAUGGCAAUUGUCUUCAAUGGUUUCUCUCAUGCAUCCCAAGCUGAAGUAAGAUGUCGUGAAGCGCUGAACAGAGACGAAAAGUACUGGAGGGCGGCCCUUCUCCUCUCCAAGGUAACCAAGUCGGAUACAGAGGCAAUCGACAACCUCAAGAAACUGAUGAAACCCUUUGAGGCCGAUCCUAGCUUAAUGGAAGCCCACAGCAAAGAUUCUGUCGAGAUGUUAUUCAUUCUGGGAAACCGAUACUGGAGUACAGAGAGCCUAGACAAGGCUGUGGAGAAAUUCAGUCAGUGCAUUAAUCAGGAUCAUGCCAAUUAUUCCCACACCCGAGACAUUCUCGGGCGUUACCAAGAUGGACAGCGAUGGGAAAACGUCAUUGAGCUUCUUGAACAGCUACGUGCGAAAUCCCAUCUCACAACUAUGGUAGUCAACCUAGCCAAUGAGACAAGAUUCCAUGUGAUUGUUGUUCACGCAGUGACUGCAACCAAGAAGUAUUCUCUCUUGGAUCAAAUCUAUCUUGAUGCGAUUGAAACGGCGGCAAGGAACCGGAACUACAAUGGUGCAUUUUACCUUCGAGAGUCUUAUGCAGGCGCAAUUGCUGUGAUUCCCGAGUUCUCUCUCGAAAAGAUCACAACUCUCUUGGAGAUAGCCGCAAAAGAAGAUAUCCCGUACACUACCCUGGACGCCACUGUUGCAUUCUUCCAAGUGGGCUACCGACUUGGCAGAAUCUAUCUAGAUAAAGCAGUGGAAGCCAAGAGAGCCGGAAACCCCGAGCUGGCAGUGGAGACAUUAAAGAAGAUGUCUAGUGUUGUACCCGAACAGGUGAAUGAGGACCAAAUGCGUCUACCUCUUCGCCUGUUCUCCGCACGAUACUACAAGGAGCAGAAUGAUCUUGUAAAUGGGCGAAAAAAUGGCACACACCACUCUCAAAAUGCCCAUUGA